CCAGGCUGCUCUGUCGCGGUGGGAGGAAGUUGGGCUUUCACGUCAAGCCAACUUGUUUCUGAGAAUACAAAGCAUUGCACACAGGACACACAGCCAACGAAAUUGAGUAACGAUUGUCCUUACUCGGACUCAAAUGGGAUAACAAGAAGAAACCUGUGCCUCUUUGAGGAACGUAAACAAUUCGGAUAUUAAACAUUCUCCCGCGUCCUCAGGUUGUGUCCAAUCCACACACCGCGGCGCGUGUGGAUUCCUACGGGCUAGCUAGAGGAAAGCGUCUGGAGGAGCGUGUACAAGGACUGUAGGAGGAAAAGAAACGUUGGAUGGUCACUAUUUACCAAGAAAGAACAAGUAGCUGAUUUUUUUUACAAGAAGUCCACGUUAUAUGUACUUAUGCUGUUCGUUCAGUUGUCUGUAGAACUGCUAUCUAGGUAGCUGUUAGUCGCCAAAAACAGUCAACGUUCAGUUAGAGCCAUAGUCGCGAGGAACCGUGCAAGGUUAACAAGCUAACGCUAGCUAGCCAAUUUCCUCCUUCCAACGCCCCCUCCCCCUUCCACCAUCACAUCUAGCUAGACACACAAGUGACUACCGGAGAACCCAUAACACUGGGGUGAAAAUGAAUGGUUAAAGUAAAUUCUGUGCGGUUUCGUCGGUCGCUUGGAAUGACGUGGAUUGGGUGGAAGAUAAUGAUUUGUUAGUUAACUGAUGUAUUUAACGUUGGUUAACUGGAUGAGUGCGAUAUAGUUUCGUAUUAAUGCGAUAUAGUGGUCGUUAGCUAGUACUCGCAAGCUACCUAUACAAGCUAAGUAAAUUAUCGAGCUAGCUUAAAUUUAGCUAGCUACUGGUUAGCUUCUUGCUAACUUACCUCCAAGUUACUAACAACGUUUUGCACAGCGGCUACAGUAGUAACAAAUCCUCUCACUUGUCUAACACAGACAUUGAUAAUCAAGUUGCCUGAUUUUUGUGGCUGUUUUACUGAAUUAUAUAUUUAAAGUAACUAGUUAAUGUUACUGCCAACAAUUAUCUGAUUGUUUCUAGCUAGAUACUGUAGUUGUCGCCCACGUUAGCUUGCUAGAAUGUUGCUGGGUAGCUAGCUAGCAAAUUGUUUCUGCAUAUUUGCGUGCUCGAUAUUCAACUAGCAACCUGCAUCUAUGUGGCGUUCGACGAUUGAUGUUUUCUCUCUGAUGAAGAACAUUGUAGCCAGACAGGAAGCCAACGUCGGACGGUAUGAAAACAACGCUGUGUGUGUCCCAAUCUGAAUGGAAGACAAUUGUUUAGAGUUUUGGUGAAAACGUUUGAGCCUAUCGUAUUUACUAGUACAUGGACUGUUCAUUCGUCGUCAGCUUUUACAUGAUACGGGCGAGCUGGCUUGCUCUUAUUUUAUCUCUCUACCCGUCUCAUUUUACGGGUUGUAUUUAUCGGAUGACAAUUUGAUAGAAUUGAUGCAACCAAUAUUUGUCCACGCUUAGUCCUAUUUAAAAAAAAAAAAAUUGUAGAGGCGACAAGGUUCUGUUAAGGAAGGUUGAUGCAUACGUCUUGCAGGAGUCACAUGUAACGUAGUAUUAAACAUUUAACUUGCCAAACAUAUCUAUCUUGGAGCAGUGGGGCUUGAUCGUUAUUAACAAUCGGGCUUGUUAAAACCACUUCUAGCAGGUGGGUCAUCUAAAUAAGUAGCUCCCUUGAAGGGGGUGGGGGGCAGAAACGAAAUCUGUAAUCAAUCGUGUCUGGCCAUAUCUGCAGUUAUUUUUAACUGCUUUCAUUCGUAAUCCAUGAAACCACCACCGUUUUUUGCACCAAACGGAACCCUCUUGACGGACACAGAAAUCUGAUAUCCAUUUAGUGAGCUAUCUCCACCGAGUUAUUUUUUUCUGUCACAAUGGUUGUGUUUUGAGGGACGGUGUGCCGAACCUACAGAGGAAGAAAACGACACACUUCAUUCGAUGGUCACCCAUGUCAUCCGCAUAGUUGCCUCGGUCGCAUUGGCUGGAUCUACGUUCUGACCAUUUUCGGUGGGCAUUAUUUCUUUUUGUUUUUCAACAACAACAACAAAAAACAUUCCCACGGCUGGUUUUGUAUAGACGCGGUCGACCCAGGGUUGAAGAUGGCGGACCUCGAAGCAGUUCUCGCCGAUGUCAGCUAUUUGAUGGCGAUGGAGAAGAGCAAAUCUACUCCAGCGGCCCGUGCAAGCAAGAAAAUCAUACUGCCUGAACCCAGUAUUCGCAGUGUAAUGCAGAAGUACCUUGACGAGCGAGAUGAGCUGACGUUUGACAAAAUCUUCAACCAGAAGAUCGGUUUUCUGCUCUUCAAGGAUUUCUGUUUGAAUGAGAUAGACGAGGCCGUACCUCAGCUCUAUUUCUAUGAAGAGAUCAAGGAUUAUGAAAAAUUGGACUCUGAAGAGGAGAGGUUGUGUCGUAGCAGACUGAUCUACGACCGAUACAUCAUGAAGGAACUCCUCUCCUGCUCACAUCCCUUUUCUAAGAAGGCGGUAGACCACGUUCAGACGCACCUGGCCAAGAAACAAGUUCCUCCCUCUUUAUUUCAGCCAUACAUAGUCGAGAUCUGUGACAGCCUGCGAGGGGUGAUCUUCCGCAAGUUCAUAGAGAGUGACAAGUUUACUCGUUUCUGCCAAUGGAAGAAUGUGGAGCUGAACAUCCAUUUGACGAUGAAUGACUUCAGUGUCCACCGUAUCAUUGGUCGGGGGGGUUUCGGUGAGGUGUACGGCUGCAGGAAGGCUGACACCGGCAAGAUGUAUGCCAUGAAGUGUUUGGAUAAGAAGAGGAUCAAGAUGAAACAGGGAGAGACUCUGGCUCUGAAUGAGAGAAUCAUGCUGUCACUUGUCAGCACAGGGGACUGUCCGUUUAUUGUGUGUAUGACGUACGCCUUCCAUACACCAGACAAACUGUGCUUCAUUCUGGACCUGAUGAACGGAGGGGACCUACACUACCACUUGUCUCAACAUGGUGUGUUCAGUGAAAAGGAGAUGCGUUUCUAUGCAGCGGAGAUCAUCCUGGGACUAGAACACAUGCACAACCGCUUCGUAGUGUACAGAGACCUGAAGCCUGCCAACAUCCUGCUGGAUGAACAUGGUCAUGUACGUAUUUCAGACCUGGGUCUGGCCUGCGACUUCUCCAAGAAGAAACCCCAUGCCAGCGUUGGUACCCAUGGAUAUAUGGCUCCAGAGGUUCUCCAGAAGGGGACGGCGUAUGACAGCAGCGCCGACUGGUUCUCCCUGGGCUGCAUGCUGUUCAAACUGCUUCGGGGGCACAGUCCCUUCAGACAACACAAGACCAAAGACAAACAUGAGAUUGACCGUAUGACACUCACCAUGAAUGUCGAGUUGCCGGACUCGUUCUCUGUGGAGCUGAAGGGUCUGUUGGAGGGUCUGCUGCAGAGAGAUGUUGUCAAGAGACUGGGCUGCCUGGGACGAGGGGCCCCAGAGGUAAAGGAGCAUCUGUUCUUCAAAGGCAUCGACUGGCAGCAAGUGUAUCUCCAGAAGUAUUCUCCCCCACUCAUCCCCCCCAGGGGAGAGGUCAAUGCCGCAGAUGCUUUUGACAUUGGCUCCUUUGACGAGGAGGACACCAAGGGUAUCAAGUUGUUGGACAGUGACCAGGAGUUGUAUAAGAACUUUCCCCUGGUCAUCUCAGAACGCUGGCAACAGGAGGUGGCUGAGACUGUGUAUGAGGCGGUCAACUCUGACACGGAUAAGAACGAGGCCCGCAAGAGGGCCAAGAACAAACAGCUGGGCCACGAGGAAGACUAUGCCCUUGGGAAGGACUGCAUAAUGCAUGGAUACAUGUUGAAGCUGGGGAACCCCUUCCUGACCCAGUGGCAGCGGAGAUACUUCUACCUGUUCCCCAACCGAGUGGAGUGGAGGGGGGAGGGAGAGUCACGGCAAAACCUGCUGACAAUGGAGCAGAUUGUGACUGUGGAGGAGACUCAGAUAAAAGAUAAGAAGUGCAUCUUGCUGCGCAUUAAAGGAGGGAAGCAGUUUGUCCUGCAGUGUGAGAGUGACCCAGAGUUUGUCCAGUGGAAGAAGGAGUUGACCGAGGCAUUUACGGAGGCCCAGAAGCUCCUGCGCCGUGCGCCCAAGGUCAUCGGGAAGGGGCGGGCUGGCGUGGUGGAGCUCUCCAAACCUCCUCUCACACACCGCAACAGCAAUGGCCUGUAGGCCACAGACACACAAUACACACCUGCACACACACCUACACACACCUGCACGCGCACACCGCAUCCUAUAACCUCGUCCUGUACAACCCUGCCUGCCACCGCCCAACACACACACAGAAUAAAGCCCCACACUCACCAUGGAGUCUGUGUACGGACCAAGCCUGACAGCCUCUUUCUGUUGUUACGGACACACACACACACGCACACCAACAGCCAAACCGUAGCAUGGGCGCAUAUUUUGGAAGGAAUGAGGAAGUGAGGAGGGCAUGGAUGUAUCUAUUGAGGACAGUGUUUUCUCCCGUCCCUGUCCGACUGUACUGUGGGGAAACAGCCUUCAGAAUCAUACCACACACUCCUCUGCCUCUCACCACAAUGGACUAGCGUCACACACACACACACACACACACACACAAAC
Molecule: messenger RNA, 4579 nt
Organism: Esox lucius (northern pike)
Lineage: Eukaryota; Metazoa; Chordata; Actinopteri; Esociformes; Esocidae
Gene: grk3
Product: G protein-coupled receptor kinase 3
Exons: 21
Coding region: 2099-4165 (688 amino acids)
Biological process (GO): regulation of signal transduction; protein phosphorylation; G protein-coupled receptor signaling pathway
Molecular function (GO): ATP binding; G protein-coupled receptor binding; G protein-coupled receptor kinase activity
Source: RefSeq, a predicted model, not a curated record